AUGAUGGCUCUCGCAAGAUCUCUUGGUGUACCCGUUCCCAAAGUCCUGAAAUACAACUGCACUCGGGAGAACCCCAUUGGCUGGCCUUUCAUCGCUUUCGAAGAACCUGACGGCUCAGAGAUCAACAUUUGGACAGAUCUUAACGAUGAUGAAAGACUGAAGCUGGCCGACGAAGUGGCUGACAUCGAGGCCCGCUUUUUAUCAUUUGAACUCCUUGGUUUCGGUGCCAUCUACUUUUCCCGCGACCUGCCUGGCUUUGCGUCGGUCCCUUUUGCACCAGAAUGUGGAGGUUCCAUGGCCAUGAGCCACAAGGAGGUGGUCCCUGUAAGUCAGCCUAUUCAGCAGCCACAUAUCACUCAGCUCACCGGCGCAGUCAUUAACCCUGAAGCCUUCACUUUCAAUGACAUAAGCAAGAACAUCCAAGGCGUGCCCGAAGACGGUCCGAUCGUUCAUGGAGAAAAGAAGCAUGACUUCAAGUUACAGCAUCGUAAGCUCUACGAUGAUUAUCUGAAGAUCGUGGAUCAUCUGUUGCCGCGCAUCAUUACGGCAAUAAGCACCCCAAGACUCUCAGCCUACGAUAUUUUGAGGAGCCACCUUCGACAUGUCAACUUCACACAGUCUCGAAAUGUCAAAAUUGCCGCCAUCACCGACGAAUUCAGCGGGAUGGCUGAGCCUGGUCUACUAGCGUGGGGCACUAAUCUAAUGCGGAGGUCUAGACUACGUUCAAGUAAACCGCGGAUGCCACGACAGCCCGAGACUAUCUCCCACAAGCGGCAGGAGCUUAUCGCGAAGCAACUUGUGGAUUGGCGUCAAGCCAUGAUGGAGGCAAGGUUCUUCGACAAGAUUAAACAUAUCGAAGAAAGCCACAGUAUUCUUAGCAUACCGAACUGGCACCUACUGCGAGAGCUACUCAUAGCUGUCAAAUCACACCAUUCAGCCGAUCCCAUCCAUCUUCAUGCCGCUCUGAUCAACGUCACAGAGAAUUGGGAUGAUAUCACAAAGACGAAAGAUGGCCAUGCUCCUCCAUGCCCAAUUUCAUAUUCCGAAGAGGAGAAGAAUAGGGUCCUCCGCGAACAAGAACGCAAUGAUGCUAGCGUAGAAGAGUUGUCUUUCAUCAGUAAGAUCAUCGAGACCAAUGCCAGCGAAAGGGUCGCUUCUGCCGAGAAUUACACCCGCGUUCGAGACUACUUCUGGAGUAUAAACGCAAGAAUCGAAGCCAACGACGGCAAGUACUAUCCGGACGUGGACGAGAGCGACAGCACCGAAGAAGCUUUCGAGACGCCUGACGAAUUCGAGACGGUUCUUUGCAAGCGGAUGGGUAUCUCGCGCGCAACCUUCUGGCGGAGCGUGGCCGAUACCGCUGUGUGGAAGAAGAACAACUUCCUCAACGAGAGAGAGGGGUACUUCGAAGAAAAGAGCCGUGUAGGACGGUCGGAGUGGCUGAGAGAACAGGAGCAGCAGGGGUUCGAAAAAGAAGAAGAGAAGGAGAAAAAGAAGCACUUUGAUAGCAUCUCUCAUUUCAUCAUACUCUUCAAGUUCAAGCCUGAAGUGACAGCAGAGCACAAGGCGACCUUCGUCCGAGAACUCAAAAAGCUCAAAAACCUCCCAUGUGUCAAGGACGGCCGUCUUAUUGUCGGAGGCCCUUCUGUUACGGAUCCGAUUGAACGGAGCAAAGGAUUCGAAUUCGCGCUUGUCAGCUACCACCAUGAUCGCGCUGCUCUAGAAGAGUAUCAGGCAAGCAAGGAGCAUCAUUGGGUGACAUCUACCUACAUGUUCCCAUUCAAGGAAGACCUUUGCAGGUUCGAUUUUGAAGUUGCUCCGGAAGAUGAGUACAUGUGUCAACAUCUCACUUCGGCAUUCAUUGGAAAGAGUCAGGUCAAUGGAGAAACAGCACCUGAGAACCACGCAUCAUCAUGA
Molecule: messenger RNA, 1917 nt
Organism: Lasiodiplodia theobromae
Lineage: Eukaryota; Fungi; Ascomycota; Dothideomycetes; Botryosphaeriales; Botryosphaeriaceae
Product: Phosphotransferase enzyme family protein
Exons: 4
Coding region: 1-1917 (638 amino acids)
Cellular component (GO): mitochondrion
Source: RefSeq, a predicted model, not a curated record